Molecule: messenger RNA, 1419 nt
Organism: Nilaparvata lugens (brown planthopper)
Lineage: Eukaryota; Metazoa; Arthropoda; Insecta; Hemiptera; Delphacidae
Product: myoneurin-like
Exons: 3
Biological process (GO): regulation of transcription by RNA polymerase II
Cellular component (GO): nucleus
Molecular function (GO): RNA polymerase II transcription regulatory region sequence-specific DNA binding; DNA-binding transcription factor activity, RNA polymerase II-specific
Source: RefSeq, a predicted model, not a curated record
ACGAGCAAGAGGCUGAAGAAAGUGCAGUGAAGAGCGAACCAGAGAUGUGGCCUUCAAACUGCAGCACAUCUGGCCGAGACUAUGCAACAGGAGUGGGUGGACUGAAUGAGCAUUCAACCUCUCCAGUGGAGAAGUGCACUGAGUCAUCUGUGGCUGGCAAAAAGACCAAGCUAUACAGCUGUGCUCACUGUAGCUAUAAGAUACCAAAGUUUAGUCAUUUGAAGGUACACAUUAGAAAACACACUGGAGAAAAACCAUUCAAUUGUGAGUUUUGUGACUACAAAAGUGCUAAGUUAAGUAAUAUGAAAGCACAUAUUAGAACUCAUACAUCAGAGAAACCUUUCAGCUGCGAGUUUUGUGAUUACAAAAGUGCUAGUUUAGGUCAUUUGAAAGCACAUACCAGAACACAUACUGGAGAAAAACCAUUCAGCUGCGAUUUUUGUGACUACAAAAGUGUUCAGCCAAGUAAUUUGAGAAGACAUAUCAAAACCCAUACUGGAGAAAAACCAUUCAGCUGCGAGUUUUGUGAUUACAAAAGUGCUAGUUUAGGUCAUUUGAAAGCACAUACCAGAACACAUACUGGAGAAAAACCAUUCAGCUGCGAUUUUUGUGACUACAAAAGUGCUCAGCUAGGUCAUUUGAAAUCAGGCAAAGCAGAUAAGCAGUCAUCGUCAUCAUCGCAGUCGUCCUCAUCAGCUGUGAAAGAUAAGGUGCCACAGCAGACGACAUCUACUGCUUCGAAGCAAGGCUCUGCCUCUGAGCCGGCUCGCCCUUUAUCACCGGCUGUUAUCUCAGGUAUUGAGAACAAUUUCGUGCUUAAAAUUCUAAAUGACAGCAAUGUAUAUAACAAAUUAGUUAAAGACGUUGUGUCCGGCGUGUCUUCCCUAGUCAUUGAGGGGUUGACAGCAUCUCUGAACUCUGCUAUUCUUCAAAUAGUGGAUCUUCAAAAAGAAGUGUCAUCGUUGAAAGAGCACCUUAAGCUCAGUGAUGAGAAAGUCAAGCAAUCAUUUGAUCGUGCCGAUAAUUUAGAGCAGUAUCAAAGAAGAAACUGUAUUCGCAUAUUUGGAGUGCCAGAAGCAAAUAAGGAAGAUACUGAUCAACUAGUGAUCGAUGUUUGUAAAGAUAAGCUGGGUGUUAACAUCGAGCUGCAAGACAUCGAUCGCUCGCAUCGCGUGGGGCGUCGGCUGGCCGUCGCGGCGUCCAACACCCCUCCACCCCGACCCCGCGCCAUCAUUGUCAAAUUCGUUAGCUAUCGUCAACGGCCGCCUCAUAUUGGGUAUAUGUCAGAAUUUGAGGAAGCACUACUUGAGCUGAUGGUGCCCUAUGAACAUGUGGCUAUCAUGGGUGACUUCAAUACUGACUUACUUGGACCUGAUACUCAUGACAAAAUACAACUGACCACUAUGUUUUUUGCGAAUG